This is a messenger RNA of Aaosphaeria arxii CBS 175.79, 2055 nucleotides long. Its product is annotated as S-adenosyl-L-methionine-dependent methyltransferase. Lineage: Eukaryota; Fungi; Ascomycota; Dothideomycetes; Pleosporales. The record is from RefSeq and is a predicted model, not a curated record. The coding region runs from base 31 to 2055 and encodes 674 amino acids. The transcript has 4 exons. Gene Ontology annotation, molecular function: methyltransferase activity. Gene Ontology annotation, cellular component: nucleus.
GUCAUCAAGGCCAACGACACCAUUGAGCUGAUGAGGGAAGGUGGAAACGUGGAAGUGGCAGGAGAAGCACUUCACAGUGGGGACUUCCUUCGCGUGAAAAUCAUUUUGCGCAAUCGCAGGUCCGGCGAAGUGAAGCUGCGAGGACAUCGUCUGAAGAGAACCAAAUACCAUGGGCCAAUUUUCAAAUGGAAAUUAAAUGAGCUCGCCAUGAUCCUUCACAUCUCCGAAGACGACCCACGCUCCGCGCUGAUCCAAGGACUCGAAGAUGUCACUGUCCAAGACGUCUACCGGAAGCGUGAAUGCAUACUAACAGCAAAACCGUAUCCAAUGCUCAAUUGGAACGAAUGCCCCAUGUACCUGAGAGGUAAUCCCGAAACUAUGACCAAGGAGCAAGUAAAAAAUCACGUCUUUCAUAAAGGUCGGUUAGUAUGUCGAUGGAUUCACAUUAUGGUAGUCCAGAAGUCAGGUAAAAGCUACGCUGGCGUGGUCCGAAGCAUGUACAGUCAUGAAUCAGACGACCAUCAAAAGCAACAAUCAUCCCCGGCAACAGUCUCACGAGGAUCGUCCCAAGAGUCUCCAAUUGUCCUCAACAUUGACAGCAAGGAUGAGGGAUCCGUCAAAACUGACGAUAAAAGCACCCCUCAGAAGCGAACCCACCGCUCACCUUCAAUUGAGUUGCUAGCUGGCACACCGCAAAAGCGGCCUAGGAUGUCGAACAGAACCUAUACAUUCGGCGAUGUCUUUUGUGGGGCAGGGGGUUCCUCUGCUGGAGCUUCAAGGGCAGGCCUAAGUGUGAAAUGGGGCCUAGACAAUGACACUGCGGCCAUGGAAGCAUAUGAAGCGAACUUUCCAGAUGCAUUCAGUCUGCCUAUGAAUGCGCAUGACUUCAAAGACCAGAAACAGUUCUUCAAAGACUUCAUAAAGGUGGAUAUUCUUCACCUUUCACCCCCGUGUUGUUAUUGGUCGCCCGCCCACACUAGAGAAGGCCCCAAAGAUCAAGACAACUAUGAGGCGAUCUAUACAGUUGGUCCGAUACUUGAAGCCGUUAAGCCGCGUAUGGCCACGCUUGAGCAGACAUCCGGACUUGUCACUUCAAAAGAGCACAUUAAAAACUUCAAACUGCUCAUAAACGACAUGAUUGUAGCAGGCUACGAUGUCCGUUACGGCAUCCAUGACAUGGCCGAGUUCGGAUUGCCGCAGCAGAGGAAACGUUUACUUAUCAUGGCUGCUAGAAGAGGAACCCCGCUUCCUCCAUUCCCAGUACCGACGCAUGGCCCACCAGAAAGCGGUCUCAAACCUUGGAGCUCCGUCCACGACGCCCUGUUCCCGCUCCGCAACCUACCUUCCAACGCCUUCGACGAAUACCACCAACCUUACAAGCUCAAACCAAUCUCGAGGCACCCAUACGACCCUGCUACUAAGGUGCUGGGCUGCAUCACGACAGGUGGUACGGAGAACUACCACUUCUCAGGGAGGCGCAACUUCACGGCGAGAGAGCUCUCACUGUUCCAGUCCUUCCCUAUGGGAUACGUGUUCUCUGGAUCGCAGACCCAGGCGAAGAAGCAGAUUGGCAAUGCUUUUCCGCCGCUGAUGGCUGAGGCGAUGUACCGGAGUGUUGCGCAGACACUCGAAGCGUUUGAUCAUGGGCUGAUUGGCGCGGAAGACGACAUACAGGAUCUGCUGGGUCUUCUUGCAGAGAGGGGCGUUGAGCUUCCAGAGCGAGUAUGUGGUGAAGGAGAAAGACGUGUAAGGGGGUUCUACCCAGGGCCUAGGGGGACGAACCCGCCCUACAAAUAUCUUUUUAAACGUGCUACGAUGGGCAGCGGUGCCAACACGCCAACGAGGUCGCGAGCUCUGUUUGGCCGUGGUUACAUCAUCGAGCCGAAGAAGAGGCCGUCUGCUCAGGUCGUGAUCGAUGAGGAUGAAGACGACGAAGAUUUCGUUGAGAUUGAGUCGCCCAGUACUUCUCGUGUUCGACCGAGCAGCUCCGUGACAGUCGAUCGAAGGUCCACUAUGGCGUGGAGAAAUGGAGAGGUGUUAGAGCUUUCUGACUAG